AUGGCGCCUACCAACUUCCCCGCCUCCAUGCAUGCGACGUCCCAGGACAUCGAGCUGCUUUUAGCUGCUCAGUCCCAUCUCGGUUCCAAGAACUUGCAGGUUCAUAUGGAACCUUACCUAUGGAAGACCCGCGCCGACGGUGUCAAUGUACUAAACAUUGGCAAGACCUGGGAGAAGAUCGUCCUGGCCGCUCGCAUCAUCGCUGCUGUUGACAACCCCGCCGAUAUUUGUGUCAUCUCUGCCCGUCCCUACGGACAGCGUGCCGUCCUCAAGUUCGCCGCCCACACUGGUGCCGUUGCCAUCGCCGGUCGAUUCACCCCUGGUUCUUUCACCAAUUACAUCACUCGAUCUUUCAAGGAGCCCCGUCUGAUCAUUGUUACUGAUCCCCGCACCGACGCCCAAGCUAUCAAGGAGGCUUCUUACGUCAACAUCCCCGUCAUCGCCCUUUGCGACACUGACUCCCCCACCGAGUACGUCGAUGUUGCCAUUCCUACCAACAACAAGGGUCGCCACGCUAUUGGUUGCGUCUGGUGGAUGCUUGCCCGUGAGGUCCUCCGCAUUCGUGGUACCAUCGCCAGCCGUGACAUCCCCUGGGAUGUGAUGGUCGAUCUUUACUUCUACCGUGACCCUGAGGCUGAGGCCGAGGAGAAGGUUGAGGAGGAGAAGCUACCUGGUGCUGAGGAGGUUGGCCCCGCUGCCAUCGAGACUGGUACCUUCGGCGCCGCGACUGCCGACUGGGAAACCGCCCCUGCUGGUUUCGCCGCUACCCAACCUGGUGGCUGGGACGGCCAGACCGAUGAGUGGGCCAACGCCACUGGUGCUCCCCCGGCCGGUGAGUGGGGUGCCGCCGCUGCCACCACCACCGAGGCCAAGGACAGCCAAUGGUAG
Messenger RNA from Daldinia childiae, 888 nucleotides. Its product is annotated as 40S ribosomal protein S0. Gene Ontology annotation, molecular function: structural constituent of ribosome. Bases 1 to 888 code for a protein of 295 amino acids. The transcript is spliced from 3 exons. The record is from RefSeq and is a predicted model, not a curated record. Gene Ontology annotation, cellular component: ribosome; cytosolic small ribosomal subunit; 90S preribosome. Lineage: Eukaryota; Fungi; Ascomycota; Sordariomycetes; Xylariales; Hypoxylaceae. Gene Ontology annotation, biological process: cytoplasmic translation; ribosomal small subunit assembly.